AUGACAUCAAAUAUUGUGUCAUCAAUUGGCAGUAAUUCAUUUACCAAAGUAUUCAGUAACAGUGGUAAUGAUGCAGUUAGUGGAUUAAUUCUUUUAGAGGAUAGCUUAGAAUCACCAUCACAAAAUUUAUUAAAUCAUUUAUAUUCAUUAUGGUUACCAUUAAAUUCAAAGCAACAUAGAAAUAUAUGGUUUUUAAAUUUUAGUUCAACAAUUUCAGAAUAUAAAGAAUUAUCCAAAAAAUAUAAUAAUUGUAAUUUUAUUGUCAUAGAUUAUUAUUCAGAUCCAUUUGGUUGGAAUAACAAUAAUAAUAAUACAAUAGAUUAUAGCGAUAAUUUAAUUCAAAUACCAAUGGUUUUUAAAUCAACAGAGCAUGAUACAAAUUCUAUUGUAAAUACAAUCCAAAAUGUUUAUAAUUGUGUACCAAGUAAAUUUAAAACAAACCCAAUUAUUUUAAUAAAUACAAUUUCAACAUUAGUUUUAAAGAAUGGAUUAUCACAAACAUGUAAUUUAAUUAGAACAUUAACCAAUUAUAAUUUUAGUAAACAACCAGAAAAGGUAGAGGCAGAAGAAAAAGAAAAAGAGAAAAAAAAUAAAAUGAAAUUAAAGAAUAAAAUAGAAACUGGUAUUGAAGGUAGUGUCAGUAAUAGAAUUAAAAUGGAAAAGAGUUUCAGUUGUAUUUUUGCAAUUUUACACACAGAUCUUCAUGAGUUUGAACCAACAGUACAAAAAGAACUACAAUAUAUUUCAUCAGUAUCAAUCCAAGUUACACCAUUAUCAGCAAAAAUUAAAUUCUCUGAAAAUUUACCACAUCCAUACGAAUCAACUAUUACAUUAAUCACCAAGAAACGUUCAGGUCGUGUUGUUAGAAAUAUUGAAUACUAUUAUAUUAACGAACAAACUGGUAAAGUCGAAUUUGACUCUGCAGAAUCAUUACAACUCAAACAAGAAGAAUCUGAGCCAGAUCCAACUCAAAAUCUUUCAUUUAAUCUUAAACUUACAGACGAAGAAAAACAAGCAAGAGAUUCUGUAGUUUUACCAUAUAGACAUCAAGGAAACAAUGAACAAACUUUAAUCAUUGAGGACCCAGAUGACGAAGAUUUCGAUGAUGAAGAUCCAGAUGACGAUUUAGAUAUUUAA
Dictyostelium purpureum is the source of this 1137-nucleotide messenger RNA. RefSeq lists its product as uncharacterized. Bases 1 to 1137 code for a protein of 378 amino acids. Lineage: Eukaryota; Evosea; Eumycetozoa; Dictyosteliales; Dictyosteliaceae. Gene Ontology annotation, molecular function: tRNA binding. Gene Ontology annotation, biological process: tRNA wobble uridine modification. The transcript is spliced from 2 exons. The record is from RefSeq and is a predicted model, not a curated record. Gene Ontology annotation, cellular component: elongator holoenzyme complex; nucleus; cytosol.